AUGGGUGCCAAAGUGCCGCGGAAUUUCCGGCUGCUAGAGGAGUUGGAGAAGGGCGAGAAAGGCCUCGGUGCAGAGGCAUGUUCGUAUGGGCUGGCUGACAGCGACGACUUGAUGAUGACCAACUGGAAUGGGACGAUCCUGGGGCCUCCUCAUAGCGUCCACGAGAAUCGCAUUUACAGCGUCAACAUCCACUGCGGCGACCAAUAUCCUGAUCUUCCUCCUACGAUUCAGUUCGUGUCCAGGGUGAAUCUGCCUUGUGUCGAUCAAAAGACUGGGAAGGUUGAUCCAUCAAAGCUGCCUUGCUUGGCGAAUUGGAAACGAGACUACACGAUGGAGACAAUCCUGAUCGAGCUGAGAAGAUACAUGGCUCUGCCCCAACACAAGAAACUUCCGCAACCUCAAGAAGGCACCACUUUCUAA
Molecule: messenger RNA, 420 nt
Organism: Cladophialophora psammophila CBS 110553
Lineage: Eukaryota; Fungi; Ascomycota; Eurotiomycetes; Chaetothyriales; Herpotrichiellaceae
Product: ubiquitin-conjugating enzyme E2
Exons: 5
Coding region: 1-420 (139 amino acids)
Biological process (GO): protein K63-linked ubiquitination; DNA damage tolerance
Cellular component (GO): nucleus
Source: RefSeq, a predicted model, not a curated record